Messenger RNA from Lactuca virosa, 288 nucleotides. Lineage: Eukaryota; Viridiplantae; Streptophyta; Magnoliopsida; Asterales; Asteraceae. The record is from the annotation of a GenBank genome assembly.
AUGGCAAGCUCAAGGAUGGCACGGUUUGUCAGUGAGGUCGCACCACCACAAUUUGUGAGUUUAAUGAGGCGGAGGACAACAAAAAUGUUGGACACAAUCAGUGAAGACGAGAGAGAAGUUUGUAUGCAUGAAAGGGAAGCGAAAAUAGCUUCUGUUCACUCAUCAUUUUCUUCUAGUUCAUCUCAUCAAGCACAAGCAGCUAGUGCGCCGGAAAUUGAAAAAAUGACACAACAACGUUCCCAACCACGUCAUAGAAGGGCCCUGGACAGGCCAGGCCAAAUAAGAUAG